This is a messenger RNA of Suillus discolor, 928 nucleotides long. RefSeq lists its product as uncharacterized. NCBI's taxonomy places the organism in Eukaryota, Fungi, Basidiomycota, Agaricomycetes, Boletales, Suillaceae. The coding region runs from base 85 to 498 and encodes 137 amino acids. The transcript has a single exon. The record is from RefSeq and is a predicted model, not a curated record.
UGGUCCAUCCCAUCGAUAAGCUGUUUGCAUUAAUAUUGUCACUACAAUCUGAAUUCGCCCACAAUCUUAAUCUCUCCAAACACCAUGGCCACACCAUCAGAUGCCAAACCAACCUACAUCUACAAGCUCAUUCCAACAUCAGCAGCCCCACCUGAUCCCCUUCCUGAACGGCUUCCCGUGAGCGACCUUGACCAGACAGAUGGCUUCAUCCACCUCUCCACCGCACACCAGGUCCCAAACACACUCAACUGGUUCUUCAAAGACCACGCCCAAGUUUACAUACUCCGCAUCCCUUACGACCCUGUCGAUGAGAAUAUCAAGUGGGAAGAUCCAAAGGCAGAGGUGUGCGGUCCGCGCGGAGGGGAGGGCAUGUUUCCACACCUCUACAACGGGUUUAAGCUGGGCAAGGACGAGGUAGAGAGCGUGCAGUUAUGGGAGAAUGGGCCUGGUGGAUGGGACUCGGUUCUGCAGGCAGCAGAGGCAUGGCUCGUUUACUGAUUGAUGCAUGUGUGAGUUCUUCUGCGUGAUGUCGGACUAGUGGCGAUGAUGAGCUGAAACUUGGAAUUGAGGUAGUGUUUGCGGGAUUAUAGCUAUAGUGUGCAUAUCCGGAAAUCCGUUCUUGCUCCAAGACCUUCAACAGGCUGUAGUAGGUAGUCUAUUAUGUAACGAGGCACGAGCGGAGGAAUAGAGUUUGGUCUUCGAGCGAACGUCGGACGUGGCAUUACGCUUCUUGUCUCCGUGCCACAACAAUCGUUCGCACUCAGAAGUAUCGUCUUGCUCGUUUUUAUUUCUUCUCACCUAUUACCUACACCAAACAACUCUCUAGCAUAUUCUAAUUUACAUGGCAGACCCAUCGUUAGAAGUCUGUCCCGACUUCGACGGUCCAGUGUACGCAAAUAUCUGCGGCGACAUACAAAGAGCAACCGGC